This is a messenger RNA of Amphimedon queenslandica, 949 nucleotides long. RefSeq names its product sushi, nidogen and EGF-like domain-containing protein 1. The transcript has 5 exons. The record is from RefSeq and is a predicted model, not a curated record. The annotation marks the transcript as partial. NCBI's taxonomy places the organism in Eukaryota, Metazoa, Porifera, Demospongiae, Haplosclerida, Niphatidae. Gene Ontology annotation, biological process: cell-matrix adhesion.
AUGAAUCUGGGAUAUUUGCUGUUGCUGUUUUUGUCGCUGUUGCUUCAAAGCUGUCUUUCUGUCCCCAUAUCACGUUUCUAUGCAUAUGGAGAAUCAACAGAUGAAACUUUUACUAAUGUGGAUGAUGAAUCCACAUUCUUAAAUCUGACAAGUAACUUUGUCUUUUAUGGCACAAAUUUCAGUACCGUCUUUAUAAACAACAAUGGUCUCCUUUCAUUUAAUAUGGCAGUUGAGGGAUACACAUCUGAGCCAUUUCCUUUACCUGAAACACUGAUUGCUCCAUUUUGGGCUGAUGUAGACACACGCCGUGGAGCUGGAACAGUCUAUUACAGAGAAACUGCUGCUAGUGCCAUCGUAAGCAAAGUGGCCCAGGAUAUUGCACUUGCAUUUCCAAACCAGCCUCCAUUUACAGCUAAAACUGUUGUAAUAGUGACAUGGUCUGAAGUUGGAUAUUAUGAGAAGAAUGAUGACAAACUCAAUACAUUUCAAUGUGUCCUAGCUACUGAUGGAGGUCGUUCCUAUGUCAUCUUCCUUUACCUUGAUGAUGGUAUAAACUGGGUCACUGGUGAUGCAAGUGGUGGUAAAGAUGGCAUUGGUGGAACAGAAGCUUAUGUUGGAUUUAACUCUGGAGGGCAAAAUGCCACAUAUUUUGCUGUACAAGGCUCUAGGACGCCAGCAGUGAUUGAUAUUGAAACUACCAGCAACGUAGAAGUAGCAGGACUUUGGAUCUUUCAAGUCAAUGAAGCUGAAAUCAUUACUUCUCCAAUUGGGUCAUGUGGGACUCCAGAUCAGUUAUAUGCGAAUGCAACUAUUUUGAGCUACAACACUACAACUGUUAAUAGUACAGCUACAUACAGCUGUGAAAAUGGCUACAAUUUAGUUGGAGUUUCUGUAAGGACCUGUCAGAGCAGUGGAAAUUGGAGUGGGAGCCCACCUUACUGUCAGAUUG